Tribolium madens (black flour beetle) is the source of this 4293-nucleotide messenger RNA. It is a transcript of the gene Oseg6, whose product is annotated as WD repeat-containing protein 19. Gene Ontology annotation, molecular function: protein binding. Gene Ontology annotation, biological process: cilium assembly; intraciliary retrograde transport. The coding region runs from base 46 to 4137 and encodes 1363 amino acids. Lineage: Eukaryota; Metazoa; Arthropoda; Insecta; Coleoptera; Tenebrionidae. The record is from RefSeq and is a predicted model, not a curated record. The transcript has 15 exons. Gene Ontology annotation, cellular component: cilium; intraciliary transport particle A.
GUUUGUAUUGUGUUUUAAAAAUUAAAAACAUUGAUUAUUCAAAAAAUGGGAAGCGAAAAGCUUUUGUUCCGCUUGGAGCAGCCCCACGGCACUGGUGAUAUUUACACGGCAUGGCAAAAUGGCUCUGGCAUGUAUCUCGCAACGACCGGAGUCGACUGUAUAGUAAAUAUUUUCGACCGGUAUGGGCAAAUCCUGGACCGUAUUCGCUUGCCGAGUCUUUGCACCGGUUUUGGGUGGGAUUCAGAUGGAGAUCUUUUAGCGGUAAUUUGCCAAUCACCUCAACUUACACUGUGGGAUGCAAACACUCAGAAAAAGAUUCAAAUUGAUGUCAGAUUGAAAGACCAAAUGUCGUGUUUAAUAUGGGCUAAGACUGGCCCCAUGCUGGUUGUGGGGACCAUCAAGGGCAAUAUUUCUAUUUAUAAUCACAACACAUCAAAACGCACUCCUGUUAUUGGUAAGCACGCGAAAAAAAUCACGUGUGGAGCUUGGAACACCGAGAAUUUACUUGCAUUAGGAUCUGAGGAUAAAACAAUUUCCAUCAGUAAUGUAGACGGGGAUACUCUCAGAGUGAUCAAUUUGCGAGCGGAGCCCUCUGAAAUAAAUUUUUCUGAAAUGAAACUCGACGAGCGUAUGGGAGGCGAAAAUACCGUCAGCGUAAUUGUGGGAAAACGCACUCUUUAUCUUUACAAUUUGUUAGAUCCUGACAAUCCUAUUGAAUUAGCUUUUCAGCAACAUUAUGGUUCAAUUGUCACGUAUAAGUGGUUUGGAGACGGCUAUAUCUUAAUUGGUUUCAACGCCGGUUAUUUUAUCGCCAUCUCUACUCACAUUAAGGAAGUGGGCCAAGAGUUAUUUCAGGUCCGUAAUCACAAAAAUACCCUUACCGAUAUUACACUAAACGAGAAAAUUGGAAAAGCUGCAUCGUGUGGCGAUAACACCGUUAAAAUACACGACUUGAGCAACCUCCAGGAAACAUCAAGUGUCUUAACUUUAUCACAGGAGGCCGGUUUAGAGAGGAUAAGUUGGAGUGUUGAUGGUCAGUUGUUUUCAGUGUGUACACGUGGCGGUUCUUUGAACGUCUACGUGUCACACGUGCCGUUAUUAACUUCAGUUUCAACACCUAGAAUUGCGAUUUUGUCGAGUUUGACCGAAAUUAGCCUUUACAACUAUUCGUCAGAAAAAACUAAAUUGAAACCGAUUCCUAUAACAUUGGAAACUGAGCCUAGUUUUAUCGCCGUCGGCCCUUAUCAUAUUGCCGCCGGUAUGAAUAACCGCGUUUGGUUUUAUGACUUGACGCGACCCCAACCGGGAGUAGAUGACGCUCCUUUAAUGCUCAAAGAUCGACAGUAUUUAGGGGGCGUCACUAGCAUUAAACUCAACCCUGAAUACGCUUCUGUUUUGUUUGAAGGAAAACUACAGUUACAUAUGAUUGAACAACCGGAAGUUUGCCACGAAGAUCGCGAAACGAUAAUGUUUCCCAAUGCAAAUUCACCUAAUUUAUACAUAACUUGCCAUUUUUUAACAACCGAUUUUUUAAUUUACGGCACCGAUAUGGGAAAUAUUGUUUAUUUCCACAUUGAAGAAUGGGCUUUGGCACAUGAAUAUAAGCAUGAAGUUGGUAUCGUGAAUAUUUUUGCCGAUCCCGCCGGAACUAGAUUAGUUUUUGUUGAUAUUAAAGGCCAAGGUUACGUCUACAAUGCUGUGAUAAAUGAAGUUGUACACAUACCAAACCUACCAAAUAAAGUAUUAGGUGUUACGUGGGAUAGCAAUAUAAACGAUCGCAACAUUUUCAUAGUGUAUGAUCGACACGACAUUUUUACUUAUGUUUACGUCAGAUACUCAAUUAAUGGUUCCUCGGUCCAAAAAGUCGGCCAAACUUCGCUCGUAACCAAACAAAUCCCUUUAUUAAUGUACUCGGGUGAAGUAAUAUCAGCGACUCCCGGCGGUCAAAUAACUCAACUAAUUUUAAACACCCAUGACUCGCCUCAAAUUGGUAUCACCGAACGUGAUCAAACCAUUCAAGAAACUAAUUUUAACAAGCAGAUUGCAUUGUAUAGAUUUUCGGCCGCUUGGACUACUUGUGAGAAUCUUAAAUCGGAAGAAUUAUGGAGAAAACUCGCAAUAGAGGCAAUGAAACACUUGGAAAUCGAUUUGGCAAUUCGGGUAUUUAAACUCCUAGAUGACGUCUCUAUGGUGUGGUCGUUGGAGAGCAUCGCCGGCGUAGAGGAUCAUAAAUUGUUGUGCGGUUACGUUGCGAUGUUUUUGAACGACUUUGAUUUAGCACAGGAGUGGUUCAUGGGGUCGAGUUAUCCAGUGGCGGCUUUGGAAAUGCGAAGGGAUCUCCUCCAAUGGGAUCAGGCAUUGCAACUGGCGAAAAAAAUGGCACCGGAGCAGAUCGCGUUGAUUUCACGCGAGUAUGCCCAACAGCUCGAAUUCACCGGUAAUUACUCGGAAGCGCAUAUACACUAUGAAAAAGGUCUUCAAGAGGAUCUAAGUCCCGAACAUACGUUUAUUUGCAAAGCUGGAAUUGCAAGGACUGCUCUUCAUUGUAAUAAUACUCGACACGGGAUUAGUAUAGCCUUAGAAUUGGAUAAUAAACAACUUAUGAAAGAGUGUGCCGAAAUUCUCGAAAAAAAUAAACACUUAAAUGAAGCCGCGAAUUUGUUCGAAAAGUGUCAGAAUUACGAUCGAGCAGCUUUGAAUUACAUUAAAUUGAGAAACUGGCACAAAAUUGGGGAACUUUUGCCUAAAAUUACUUCGAACAAAAUACAUCUUCAAUACGCAGUUGCGAAAGAAAACGAAGGUAAGUAUGAAGAGGCAGUUCGAGCUUAUUAUACGGCAAAAGAUUACGAUUCCGUGAUACGACUCCAAUUGGAACACUUAAAUAACCCUGAAAUUGCCGUUGAACUGGUCCAAGAGACGAAAAGUUCCGAAGGAGCGAAACUCGUAGCGAAAUUUUUCCAAAAGUUAAACGAUUAUACUUCUGCAAUUAAAUUUCUCGUGAUGUCGAAAUGUAACGAGGAGGCUUUCGAUUUGGCCCGAAAGCACGGCAAAAUGCAACUUUACGGCGAAGUUUUACUAAAUACUUUAUCACCAGAUGAAUUAAGGCCUCAAGAUUUUAAUAGUAUUGCAACAUAUUUUGAGAAUGAACGAAAUAACUUGCUUGCGGGGAUUUACUGGUUUCACGCUAAGGAAUAUUCCAAGGCUAUGAAACAUUUACUAAAGGCCGCCAAAUCAAAUUCGAAGGAAAAUGAAGCUAUAACGGCAGCCAUCGACGUUGUUGCGUCGUCCAAAAACGAGACACUUUCGUCCCAAUUGAUUGAAUUUCUAUUAGGCGAAUCGGAUGGCCUACCAAAAGACCCGAAAUAUUUAUUCCGAUUAUACAUGGCAAGAAAACAAUACAAGGAGGCAUCAAAGUCGGCUCUGAUUAUAGCAAAUGAGGAGCAAAUCAAUGGUAAUUACCGAAACGCCCACGAUGUCUUAUUCGCAAUGUAUCAAGAGCUUAAACAGAACGGAAUUAAAGUCCCUAACGAAAUGCAAGCCAAUCUUAUGUUACUACAUAGUUACAUCCUGGUGCGUCUUCAUGUCAAGAGAGGUGAUCAUUUGAAAGGGGCUCGAAUGUUGAUCAGGGUUGCCAACAACAUAUCGAAAUUUCCCUCCCACAAAGUUCCUAUUUUAACGUCGACGGUUAUCGAGUGUCACCGAGCAGGGCUUAAACACUCUGCUUUCAAAUAUGCGACAAUGUUGAUGAAUCCCGAGUAUAGAAAAAGUGUCGACGCAAAAUACGCAAAGAAGAUUGAAGCAGUUGUGCGGAAACCUCCAAAGUCUGGGAAAGCCGGUGAUGGGGUUGGGGAUCCAAUAGAGCCGCUGACGCCAUGUCCCUACUGUGAGAAUUUGUUGCCCGAGACCGAAACAAAUUGCAACAGUUGUAAAAAUAAUAUCCCUUUUUGUAUAGUUACGGGCCGCCACAUUGUUACAGCAGACUUGACCGCUUGUCCCGAAUGUGAUUUUCCGGCUUUGCGAUCACAGUUUAUUGAGAUUCUCGAUAGUGAAGAUUCUUGUCCCAUGUGUUCGGAAAAGGUUGAUUCUCGCCGGUUACCUAGAAUUGAUGAUCCUAAGCCGUACUUAAACAUCGAAUAAUUUUAUUUGAUCUCAAUUGGAGUAUUAUUUAUUUAUUUAUUUUAGUACAAUUAGAUUUUAGAAAGAAGUGAUUUUAGCGAAUGAAACUUGUUCCGUCCAUUUUUUUUUAGUGCAAUAGACUAUUGUUGAAUUGUGAAAUAAAAAAUUAAAUAGAAA